Molecule: messenger RNA, 881 nt
Organism: Capsella rubella
Lineage: Eukaryota; Viridiplantae; Streptophyta; Magnoliopsida; Brassicales; Brassicaceae
Product: soluble inorganic pyrophosphatase 2
Exons: 9
Coding region: 127-783 (218 amino acids)
Biological process (GO): phosphate-containing compound metabolic process
Cellular component (GO): cytoplasm
Molecular function (GO): magnesium ion binding; inorganic diphosphate phosphatase activity
Source: RefSeq, a predicted model, not a curated record
ACACUCACACGAAUACUCUCUUUACUGUAACUGCACAAUCUUGUUUGUUUUCUUCAAUACGAAGGAAAAAAAAAACGUUACGGGUUCUCGCGAUUGAAGCUUGAAAUUGCAUUCUGGACAUUCGAUAUGGCUGAUAACAAGGAUGAAGGAAGCGCCAAGGGCUAUGCUUUCCCUCUCAAGAACCCUAAUGUUACCCUGAAUGAGAGAAAUUUUGCAGCCUUCACUCACCGCCAAGCUGCUGCACAUCCUUGGCAUGACUUGGAGAUUGGUCCGGAAGCUCCUACUGUUUUCAACUGCGUUGUUGAAAUUAGCAAAGGUGGCAAGGUUAAGUACGAGCUUGACAAGAACAGUGGCCUUAUUAAGGUUGACCGUGUUCUCUACUCAUCCAUUGUGUACCCCCACAACUAUGGUUUUAUACCUCGAACUAUCUGUGAAGACAGUGAUCCUAUAGAUGUCCUGGUGCUGAUGCAGGAGCCUGUGCUAACCGGAUCAUUCCUCCGUGCCCGUGCUAUUGGUCUAAUGCCUAUGAUUGAUCAGGGUGAAAAAGACGACAAGAUAAUUGCAGUAUGUGCUGAUGAUCCUGAGUUCCGUCACUACAGAGAACUGAAUGAGCUUCCCCCUCACCGUCUAGCUGAAAUCCGCCGCUUCUUCGAGGACUACAAGAAGAACGAGAACAAGAAAGUCGACGUUGAAGCUUUCCUUCCAGCUCAAGCUGCCAUAGAUGCAAUCAAGGACUCCAUGGAUCUUUACGCAGCUUACAUCAAAGCUGGCCUGCAACGCUAAUGAAGAAACCAGUCCUCCAUCCCUCCUGGUUCGCAUUGAUGUCAGUAUCACUGAAGCAGCCGUCUAUAGUAAAAGUUUCACUUGGUGCAUUUGCGUAA